Molecule: messenger RNA, 2646 nt
Organism: Rubroshorea leprosula
Lineage: Eukaryota; Viridiplantae; Streptophyta; Magnoliopsida; Malvales; Dipterocarpaceae
Source: the annotation of a GenBank genome assembly
AUGCCCCAAAAAAAAAAAAAGAUUUCCUAGCCCAAAACGACGUCGUUUUGGGCUAGGGCUUUUAAUCCCUGCAAAUCUGCAAUUUCAGAUCGAGCAUACUUUGCGAACAUAGCCUUGCCCUCCGAUCCGACCCUCUUCACCGGUGGUGCAGGGCGUGCAGUUGCUGCUACUCCUCCUUCUUGUUUUGUGAAUCGGCGCCCUAGAUCUUGGACUUGGAGAUCAAUUCGUGGGCUUGUAAUUUCAGAUUGAAAUCAUUGAAUCUUUGCAGCAACCCAACUCCGUCUGCUGCUGGAAACUUUCUAGCUUCGCCGGUGGUUGGGUGGUCCAGUCCAGCUGCUGCUCUCGCUUCUUAAUUGGUGGGCUAGGGGCUAGAUCUUGCGUCUUGUUUCUCUUCACCCCUCUCCAGCAACCGAGCUUCAUCUCCAGUAGUCGAGCUCCGUCCCCAACAACCGAGCUUCGUGUCCAGCAACCCAGCUCUGUCUCCAGCAACCCAACUCCGUCUCCAGCAGCCUAGCUCCGUGUCCAGCAGCCCAGCUCCGUCUCCAGCAGCCUAGCUCUGUCUCAGGAUAUCAUGAAUACUAGUGGUUCAGGCAAUGGCACAGGAGACUCUAUUGGAUCCACUCCUUCUAAAACAGAUGAUCCUGCUUGGGCUCAUUGUUUGAUUAUCCCCGGUAGAAGGAAUCAAACUAAAUGCUUAUAUUGUGAUAAGCUCAUACUAGGGGGUGGAAUUACUAGAUUGAAAGAGCAUCUUGCCGGAAUCAAAGGCAAUGUCGGUGCUUGCAAAAAAGUUUCAGCAGAUGUGAAAAGGCAAAUGCAACAGUUGUUAAGUGAGAAAAGGAAAGGGAAAGAAAAGAGACAAAGACUUGGGGAUAUGGUUGGGAGUCAAUCCCAGAAAACCAUAAAAAAUGCUUUGCAAUCAAGAGAAAAACAAGAAGCUUCUAGGAUGGCUAUUGCUAGAUGGUGGUAUGAUGCUAAUGUGCCUUUCCGUGCUACACGUUCAAAAUACUACUUGCUAAUGUGGGAUGCUGUCACAUCUAUGGGACCUGGUAUCAAGGGACCGAGUUACCAUCAUUUAAGAGGUUCUCUCUUAAAAUGUGCAGUAAAGGAAGUUAAUGAAUGGCUCUUAUCUUUGAAGUCAAUAUGGAGUACCAAUGGUUGUUCAAUUAUGGCAGAUGGAUGGACAAAUCAAAGACAGCAACCAAUAAUUAAUUUCCUUGUUUAUUGUCCUAGAGGAAGCAUGUUUUUGAAGUCUGUUGACACUUCUGGUUUGACAAAGGAUGCUGAUACAUUGGAGAGGAUGUUUGAUGAAGUGGUGAAAGAAGUGGGAGUGGAAAAUGUGGUACAAUUUAUAACAGACAAUGAUGCUUCAUUCAAAGCUGCUGGGAAAAGGUUGGAAGCAAAGUACAGCACAUUUUUUUGGUCUCCUUGUGCUGCCCAUUGUAUUGACUUGAUGUUAGAAAAUUUUUCUGAUGCAAGAUACUUUCCUAUAGUUGAUACUACUAUAGGAAAGGCAAGAAAAAUCACAAAGUUCAUAUAUAAUCAUUCAUGGGUGCUAGCAUUGAUGAGGAGGGACUACACAAAUGGGAGACAUUUGUGUCGUCCUGCUGUUACAAGAUUUGCUACCCAUUUUUUGAGCAUCCAAUGUUUAUUGAAAUUCAAGAAGGAGCUUAGACAAAUGUUUACAAGUGAUGCAUGGGUUGGUUCUAGGUAUGCAAGAAAUAGUGUUGGGAAAGAAGUAUGUGAAAUUGUCUUGGAAGAUAGAGAAUUUUGGUCUAAUUGCAUAUUGAUUGUCAAAAUCAAUGAGCCUUUGGUGAGAGUGCUUCGACUUGUGGACAAUGAAGAGAAGCCGAGUAUGGGCUACUUGUAUGAGGCAAUAGAUAAGGCAAAGGAGACAAUAAAAAAGAAUUUUAAUAAUAGGUUGUCUCAAUACAUGCCUUACAUUAAGGUGAUUGAUGCUAGAUGGGAUAAGCAACUUUAUAGCCCAUUACACUCAGCUGGAUGCUUUCUUAAUCCAGGUAUCUACUUUAGGCUUGGUUUUAACAAACAAACUGCUAUUACGAGAGGUCUGUUUAAUACCUUAACAACAUUGAUACCGGAUGAAGAGAAGCAAGAUCUCAUUAGUUCACAACUUGAGGAGUAUAAAAAAGCUACAGGAACCUUUCGCAUGAGUUUGGCUAUUCGUCAAAGGGAAAAGUUAAAUCCAGUUGCAUGGUGGGAUCAAUUUGGAACGAAUACACCAGAAUUGCAAAAGUUUGCAAUUCGAGUGCUUAGCCAAUGCACAAAUGCAACUGGAUGUGAAAGGAAUUGGAGUGCUUUUGACUUUGUUCAUUCUAAGAAGAGGAAUAGGCUAGAGCAUGAAAGGUUGAAUGCCCUUGUGUUUGUUCGUUAUAACUUGAAGCUUCGAGAAAGAAUUAUUUGUAGAGGCAAAGAAGCAAUGGAUCCUCUUAGUCUUGAAAAUAUUGAUAUAUUAGCUGAUUGGGUGGCUGAGGAACCAGCUCUUCUUGACAAAGAUGAUUAUGAUGUGGAUUAGGCAGCUAUUGAUGAGUCUUUGCCGAAUCAAAGUCUUGAUGAUACUGAUAAUGUUGUUUAUGAUGAGGAAGAUAUCCCACAGAUUCCUGAAAAUGAAAAUGAAAAUGAACAACUUUG